AUGCCUCAGCCCAGUGUCUCCAGCCCCUGGUCCCUGGACUCUUCAGUCUGCUGGUCCCUCGGUCCUCCAGCCCAGUGUCUCCAGCCCUUGGUCCCUGGACUCUUCAGUCUCCUGGUCCCUCAGUCCUCCAGCCCAGUGUCUCCAGCCCCUAGUCCCUUCUCCUGGUCCGUCAGUCCUCCAGCCCAGUGUCUCCAGCCCCUAGUCCCUGGACUCUUCAGUCUCCUGGUCCCUCAGUCCUCCAGCCCAGUGUCUCCAGCCCCUAGUCCCUCGGUCCUGCAGCCCAGUGUCUCCAGCCCCUGGUCCCUGUACUCUUCAGUCUCCUGGUCCCUCAGUCCUCCAGUCCAGCGUCUCCAGCCCCUGGUCCCUGGACUCUUCAGUCCCCUGGUCCCUCGGUCCUCCAGCCCAGCGUCUCUAGCCCCUAGUCCCUGGACUCUUCAGUCUCCUGGUCCCUCGGUCCUCCAGCCCAGUGUCUCCAGCCCAUGGUCCAUGGACUCUUCAGUCUCCUGGUCCAUCAGUCCUCCAGCCCAGUGUCUCCAGCCCCUUGUCCCUGUACUCUUCAGUCUCCUGGUCCGUCGGUCCUCCAGCCUAGUGUCUCCAGCCCCUAGUCCCUGGACUCUUCAGUCUCCUGGCCAGUGUCUCCAGCCCCUGGUCCCUGUACUCUUCAGUCUCCUGGUCCGUCGGUCCUCCAGCCCAGUGUCUCCAGCCCCUGGUCCCUCUGUCCUGCAGCCCAGUGUCUCCAGCCCCUGGUCCCUGGACUCUUCAGUCUCCUGGUCCCUCAGUCCUCCAGCCCAGUGUCUCCAGCCCCUAGUCCCUGGACUCUUCAGUCUCCUGGUCCCUCGGUCCUCCAGCCCAGUGUCUCCAGCCCCUGCCCAGUGUCUCCAGCCCCUAGUCCCUGGACUCUUCAGUCUCCUGGUCCCUCAGUCCUCCAGCCCAGUGUCUCCAGCCCCUAGUCCCUCGGUCCUGCAGCCCAGUGUCUCCAGCCCCUGGUCCCUGUACUCUUCAGUCUCCUGGUCCCUCAGUCCUCCAGCCCAGCGUCUCCAGCCCCUGGUCCCUGGACUCUUCAGUCCCCUGGUCCCUCGGUCCUCCAGCCCAGCGUCUCUAGCCCCUAGUCCCUGGACUCUUCAGUCCCCUGGUCCCUCGGUCCUCCAGCCCAGUGUCUCCAGCCCCUGGUCCCUGUACUCUUCAGUCUCCUGGUCCCUCAGUCCUCCAGCCCAGCGUCUCCAGCCCCUGGUCCCUGGACUCUUCAGUCCCCUGGUUCCUCGGUCCUCCAGCCCAGCGUCUCUAGCCCCUAGUCCCUGGACUCUUCAGUCCCCUGGUCCCUCGGUCCUCCAGGCCAGUGUCUCCAGCCCCUGGUCCCUCUACUCUUCAGUCUCCUGGUCCGUCGGUCCUCCAGCCCAGUGUCUCCAGCCCCUGGUCCCUCUGUCCUGCAGCCCAGUGUCUCCAGCCCCUGCCCAGUAUCUCCAGCCCCUGGUCCCUGGACUCUUCAGUCUCCUGGUCCCUCAGUCCUCCAGCCCAGUUCCUCCAGCCCAGUGUCUCCAGCCCCUGGUCCCUGUACUCUUCAGUCUCCUGGUCCGUCGGUCCUCCAGCCCAGUGUCUCCAGCCCCUGGUCCCUCGGUCCUGCAGCCCAGUGUCUCCAGCCCCUGGUCCCUGGACUCUUCAGUCUCCUGGUCCCUCAGUCCUCCAGCCCAGUGUCUCCAGCCCCUAGUCCCUGGACUCUUCAGUCUCCUGUUCCCUCGGUCCUGCAGCCCAGUGUCUCCAGCCCCUAGUCCCUCCCAGUAUCUCCAGCCCCUGGUCCCUGGACUCUUCAGUCUCCUGGUCCCUCAGUCCUCCAGCCCAGUGUCUCCAGCCCCUAGUCCCUUCCUCCAGCCCAGUGUCUCCAGCCCCUGGUCCCUGUACUCUUCAGUCUCCUGGUCCGUCGGUCCUCCAGCCCAGUGUCUCCAGCCCCUGGUCCCUCGGUCCUGCAGCCCAGUGUCUCCAGCCCCUAGUCCCUGGACUCUUCAGUCUCCUGUUCCCUCGGUCCUGCAGCCCAGUGUCUCCAGCCCCAAUCCCUCCCCUGGUCCCUGGAUUCUUCAGUCCCCUGGUCCCUCGGUCCUCCAGCCCCUGGUCCCUGUACUCUUCAGUCCCCUGGUCCCUCGGUCCUGCAGCCCAGUGUCUCCGGCCCCUAGUCCCUCCCAGUGUCUCCAGCCCCUAGUCCCUGUACUCUUCAGUCUCCUGGUCCCUCGGUCCUCCAGCCCCUGGUCCCUGGACUCUUCAGUCCCCUGGUCCCUCGGUCCUCCAGCCCCUGGUCCCUGUACUCUUCAGUCCCCUGGUCCCUCAGGCCCCCAGCUCAGCGUCACUAAUCACCCUCCCCAGGUUGUACCCAGAUAG
This is a messenger RNA of Salvelinus namaycush (lake trout), 2367 nucleotides long. RefSeq names its product vegetative cell wall protein gp1-like. NCBI's taxonomy places the organism in Eukaryota, Metazoa, Chordata, Actinopteri, Salmoniformes, Salmonidae. The transcript has 11 exons. The record is from RefSeq and is a predicted model, not a curated record. Bases 1 to 2367 code for a protein of 788 amino acids.